Oppiella nova is the source of this 999-nucleotide messenger RNA. NCBI's taxonomy places the organism in Eukaryota, Metazoa, Arthropoda, Arachnida, Sarcoptiformes, Oppiidae. The record is from the annotation of a GenBank genome assembly.
GAUUUUAAUUAAAGUGAUCCAAAGAAAUACAUAUUUUGUAUUAAAAGCCAAUUUCUCGACAACUGCUGUCACUAACAGACAGGCAGCAAUUGAUUUGUCGACCCGUAUGUUAGCCAAGAGUAUAACCCUAAAGCAUCUGAACUAUCAGUCGAGUCACAUCUCGACCAUCGAAGGCUAUGACGGUGACAGUCGUGAGACCAGUUUGAAGUCACGACCUUUAGUGGUGCUGUUGACGUGGUUAAUGGCUCAGGACAAACAUGUCGACAAAUAUAGUAAUCUCUAUCUCCAAAAGGGUUUCGAUGUCUUGACAGUGAAGACUAACCCAUUUGAUCUGCUAUUCCCUGCCAUCGGUUCCCGAAAAAUAGCACAAAACUGUGUGACAGCUCUUCACAAAGAGUUAACACAAUAUUCAUCGGUAAUACUCCACGCGUUUAGUGUCGGCGCCUAUCAAUUCGGCGAGAUUUUGCUGGAAAUGCAGGAACAGGACAAACAAGUGGCCCAUAAGACACAGCAACUCGAAGACAGAAUUAAAGGCAUUGUCUUCGACUCAGUGGUUCCCAUUGAGGAGUUGUCGAAUGGAGUGUCCCGUUCCCUAACUACCAACCCAUUCCUCUACAAAGUUAUCAAAUCUACAAUCAACGGUCACCUAAAAGUAUUCAACAGAAUCGCCACAAAGUAUUACAGGGCGUCAUCGAAAGCCGUGUGGAAUAUUCAUAUGCGAGUGCCGGCGCUCGUAUUGGUCUCGCAAAAUGAUAGGAUCGGAACCGCUUCGGCCAACAAGAAGUUAACUGAUGUUUGGCGUGAUUUGGGAAUUGAUGUGACAUUUAAAUGCUGGGAGAAGAGCGCACACGUCCAACACCUCCCCAAACACCCCAUUGAAUACGAAGAACUCAUUGACAACUUUCUCAAUAAAGUUAACAUCACUUCCAAUGUUCUUAUCAAUGAUUAUUAGCAACCAAUAUUUCAUUUGAUUUAAACUUUCUAUGAAUUUAAUUUACU